ACAAACUAAAAACUUUGAUAUAAAACCUAGCUACACUCACAAAGUUUUUGAGAAAUCUCAUGCAGCUUUCACAAAGAAGAGAGGUUUCGAAGUAUAAUUAAGAACUGUUUCUGUCUUAAUCUGAUUCCAUUUUCUUAUAUAAUAAUUCUCUCUUCAUUUCUCCCAUUCCAACCAACUUAAUUAAUUCUUCUUCUUCUUCUUCUUCCUCGUCUUUUCGUUAUAUUUUAAGUUUCUCGACCCGAAUUAUCCGACAUGGCGGCGCUAGAGCAACAUUCCGGGGUUGAAUUCGACGACCACUUUCCGUCCAUGAUGGAGCGAAUGGGAGCUGAGGGAUUCAUUAUGGAGUUAUGCAACGGUUUUCGAAUGCUGAUGGAUGGUGAGAAAGGUUUGAUCACUUUUGAAAGCUUGAAAAGAAACAGUAGUUUGUUGGGUCUGAAUAAUAUGAGAGAUGAUGAACUUGUUUGCAUGUUAAUGGAAGGUGAUUUGGAUGGAGAUGGUGCUAUUAAACAGAUGGAAUUUUGUAUUCUCAUGAUUAGACUUAGUUCUGGGUUGAUGAUCGCACCAAAACAAUGGAUGGAUUAUGGAUGCUGAAUUGAAGUAUUAAUAGUUUAUGUUAAAUUAAUUAGCAUCAUCAUUAUCUUGUAAUGAAUAUUUCAUGUUCUCUUUUAUCUUGUUUCAGCAUUAAAAUAAGUAACAUGUUUAUAAAUUAA
Molecule: messenger RNA, 710 nt
Organism: Mercurialis annua (annual mercury)
Lineage: Eukaryota; Viridiplantae; Streptophyta; Magnoliopsida; Malpighiales; Euphorbiaceae
Product: calcium-binding protein KRP1-like
Exons: 1
Coding region: 253-591 (112 amino acids)
Molecular function (GO): calcium ion binding
Source: RefSeq, a predicted model, not a curated record